Nymphalis io (European peacock) is the source of this 959-nucleotide messenger RNA. RefSeq names its product homeobox protein goosecoid-like. Gene Ontology annotation, biological process: regulation of transcription by RNA polymerase II. Lineage: Eukaryota; Metazoa; Arthropoda; Insecta; Lepidoptera; Nymphalidae. The record is from RefSeq and is a predicted model, not a curated record. Gene Ontology annotation, molecular function: RNA polymerase II transcription regulatory region sequence-specific DNA binding; DNA-binding transcription factor activity, RNA polymerase II-specific. The transcript is spliced from 3 exons. Bases 291 to 959 code for a protein of 222 amino acids.
GAUAGUAAUCAGUGAGUUUCCGGUUUCGCGUACAUAUCAUGAAAAGCUUUAUUUGUAGCUAAAGUUUCUCUAUAUCGAAUAAUAUAUUUAGCCAUUAAACGUAAUUAUAUCGUUAUAGAACUAGUCUGUGUUGUCGUGAUCGAAUAUCGAAGAAUGGUCGUAAGUAGCGCGAAAGGAUGAUGAGGUGUGGUGUAUAUGAGAGGAUAUCCUGUGCAGAGUGGUGCGCACCACGGCUAGGGCGGUGAGGCAGCGUGGCGGAAGGCGCGAGCAGCCAGCGAGAGUGCGGGAGCAUGGGCGGGCCGGGUGUCUGGCCGCGCGACGCGCCCGCGCUGCUCAGCACGGCGCUGCUGCUAGGCGGUGCGGGCGGUGGGUCCUCGUUGGUCGACCGCCCGCCGCCGCCGCUUUUUACCAUCGACAGUAUCCUGGCACCGAGGCCGCAGCCACCGAUGCCACCGCUGCAGCUGCAUCAUUUAGCCCAUUCACCUUUCCACAGAACUCACGAUAUUUUUGGUGUAGGGAACGUGGUGACGUCAGCUGGCGGCUAUGCCGGUUUGUACGGAGGUUACGCGGCAGCUGCUUUAGCUGGGCUUUCGGGCCCUCCGCCUAAACGUAAGCGCCGACACCGUACCAUCUUCACAGAGGAACAACUGGAACAGCUGGAGAGCACCUUCGACAAGACACAUUAUCCUGAUGUUGUUCUAAGAGAGCAAUUGGCGUUACGAGUCGACUUAAAAGAGGAACGAGUUGAGGUAUGGUUCAAAAAUCGACGUGCGAAAUGGCGCAAACAGAAGCGAGAAGAACAGGAACGACUUCGUAAAUUGCAAGAGGAGCGCGCUUGCAGCCGCGCGAUGGUGUCGGCACGAGCGCGCCUUUCACCGCCUUCUCGUCUACCACCCGCGCCGCCCACGCCUCGUCCUUACACCGAUGACUCCGAGGACUCCGAUCUCGAAGUCGCUUAA